AUGAAUAAAGAUUAUAGAAAAUAUUUAUUAAGUCGAUUACUUAGUUCAUCUUAUUUAAAAAAUAUCAUAUUUGACAAUAUAUCUUUAAUACAUAAUCAGUUAUCGUUAGACGUUGUAAUAGGAGGAGAGUUUGAGAAGAGAUGUUCAUUGCUAGAGAUGCUAAGAUAUGGUAGAUCCGAUCUAUUCUUGGAUUACUUUCCGUGCGUUGAACAACCUAUGCUCGAUGGUGUCACCGAAGGUAGUCUCAACAAGAUGUUCUUGUUCGCUUUGAAUCUCGGUAACUACAGAGUAUUAAAGUUCCUUUUCAACAAAUACAAAGAAGAGUACAAUCGACAAUUUUCAGGAAGAUGUCAGUCUUCGAUUAGUAUCUUGGAUUGGGGAGUGAUCACACCGAAUGCCGUGAAACGAUUUGCAAUUGAAUCGAGCAAUACUCUGUUUGACCUAUUCAUUAGUCUCUUGGAUAAACCAAUUCCCCAAUCCAUCGUCUAUGAAUUACUCGAAGGAUUACUUGUAUCAAAGAGACUUGAUCGUAUAGAAAUAGUAAAGAAACAUUACAACAGUCAAUACCUUCAAUUCAUAUUCGAACACUAUUAUAAUGAUAUUUGUAAAUUUAUAAAUAAUAGCAAAGAUAACAAUAAUAACGAUAAUAAUAAUAAUAACAAUAGAAAUGUCAACCGUUUGGAUAAUUAUAUUCGUUGGUUUGGCGAUUUGAAAAACGAUUCAAUAUACAGAGUGAGUGUUGAACAUGGAUGGAGUUACCACUUGACUUCUGCCUUGGCGAUUGGAGAUCUAGUCAUCUUGGAACCUCUUCUCGGCAUGUUAAGAGAUAGACCAGAAUUGUUCACACAAACACGUUUUUCUGAGGCAGCUGCUCAUGGUAGUGUGGUUAUCGAGAGAUUGCUACUUGUUAAUCCCGAGAUAUUUAAGAAUCGACUGGUUUACCUAAAGGCAAUACAACUCGACCGAUUGGAUUCAUACAUCUACCUUGUUCAAAACAAUAUUACUCACGGUGAAAUCGAUAACAAUCUUAGAUUUUCACUUUCUCAAGGCACAUCACUUGGAAUUGUACAUUUCAUUUUGGACAAUAACGACUUUUCAAAUCUUACAACAACAAUUUAUUUUUUUUCAAACAUCCAUCGUGAUAUCAUUAGCCAAGUUUUAAUAGAGAAGCUUAUCUCUAAAGGACUUAAAAUGAGCAGAAUGGAAUUAUUUCAAUCAGUAAUUUCAUCAAUGAAUAUUAAAUUAUUGGAUUACAUUGAAAAAUUAGAUCAAUUUCCGAAUGUUAUUGGAAAUAUUAAUUAUAAUGAACUGUUGGUCUAUUGUUAUAGAGCAGGUAAUCUGUAUGCAGCACAAAGAUACCUUCAGUUUGUUAAUCCUGAAACUCCAUUCAUGCCAUCACACGAAUAUAAUAUGAAGAGCAAACCUUCAGAAUCUCAACUUCAAAUUAUCGAUGGACAUAAUAUACACUUGGAAAUCUUUAGACUUAUCGUAGAAUCAAAUAUUGCGAUCUCAUUGGCAUUGGAUAAACUAAUGAUAGAAACCAGUUUAAAAUAUGACUACAGAUAUAACUUUCGACUCGAUUAUAUUCAUCCAAACAGUAUUACCUUUAUUAAAGAGGUAAUAACUAUCCUAAUAAGGAAUAGAGUGUUGCCAAUAGAUCAACUACUUCAACUGGUCAACCAAUGCACGAUUUUGGAACUCCCUCUCGAAAUAUUCAUUUUAUUAUUUUCAACACAACCUGACAUUAAUCAUACCAUUGGACAUUGGGCACUUUCAUUCAGUAGAUUAGUUCGAUAUGGUAGAUUAGACGUAGCUGAGUAUCUUUACAAUAGAAACAAAGAUUUUAUAAAACACUUUGAAAUGUUUGUUGUUAUAAAGCGUAGUGCUCAUUGGUUAUCAUCGAUCAUAAAGUUGAAACCAAUGUCAAUCGAUUACCAGGCCAUUGUCAAUGGAUUCUUGAAUUUCGGUGACUCUCAGAUCGUGGUCUUUUAUCAAAUCAUGGAACAUCUCUUGGCCACCGUAUAUCAUAGAGGCUUUCCAACAGAAAAGAUAAACAAUAUCACCAACCUAACAACUAAUAAUCAAUAUAAAACAAUCCUCUAUGCAAUCGAAAAGAAUCUAUUUCAUGAAGAAAAGUUAAAAUCUAUAUAUUUAAUUGCUAGAAUGUAUGGACAUAUACAUAUUAUCAAAAAAUUGAAAGAUAUAGUUAAAUGCUCAAAGCACAUUGGGUAA
Messenger RNA from Heterostelium album PN500, 2232 nucleotides. RefSeq lists its product as uncharacterized. The transcript has a single exon. The record is from RefSeq and is a predicted model, not a curated record. NCBI's taxonomy places the organism in Eukaryota, Evosea, Eumycetozoa, Acytosteliales, Acytosteliaceae. The coding region runs from base 1 to 2232 and encodes 743 amino acids.